Molecule: messenger RNA, 1465 nt
Organism: Cryptotermes secundus
Lineage: Eukaryota; Metazoa; Arthropoda; Insecta; Blattodea; Kalotermitidae
Gene: Dhpr
Product: dihydropteridine reductase
Exons: 6
Coding region: 22-735 (237 amino acids)
Biological process (GO): tetrahydrobiopterin biosynthetic process; L-phenylalanine catabolic process
Cellular component (GO): cytoplasm
Molecular function (GO): NADPH binding; NADH binding; 6,7-dihydropteridine reductase activity
Source: RefSeq, a predicted model, not a curated record
CCUCGCAGCUAGCAAGGAAACAUGGCCGCUGUGCUAGGACGUGUGUUCAUUUACGGAGGAAGAGGAGCACUGGGUGCUGCGUGUGUGGCGCACUAUAAAGCACAAAAUUGGUGGGUUGCUUCAAUUGAUCUUAAAGCAAAUGAUCAGGCUGAUGCAAACAUAUUGGUCAAGCAUGAUGAGAACUGGAUUGAACAGGAAGUGAAUGUAAUGACACAGGUUGGAACUUUGUUGAAUGGAGAAAGAAUUGAUGCUGUUAUUUGUGUUGCUGGGGGAUGGGCUGGUGGAAAUGCUGCAUCAAAAGAGCUGGUAAAGAAUGCUGAUUUGAUGUGGCGCCAGAGUGUUUGGAGCUCCACCAUUGCAGCUUCAAUUGCAGCCCAGUUUCUGAAGGAUGGUGGGUUACUGACUCUUCCAGGCGCUAAACCAGCACUUGGGCCAACUCCAGGUAUGAUUGGAUAUGGAAUGGCAAAAGCUGCUGUUCAUCAGCUCACCAAGUCACUAGCUGCAGAGAACAGUGGACUUCCACCCAAUUCUCUUGCAGUUGCAAUUCUGCCAGUGACCCUUGACACACCAAUGAAUCGCAAGUGGAUGCCAAAUGCAGACUUCUCAACUUGGACACCACUUGAAUUUGUUGCAGAAUUAUUUCUGCGGUGGAGCAGAGGAGAAGAACGUCCCCCAAAUGGAAGCCUUGUACAUUUAGUGACAAAGAAUUACACCACAGAUUUGUUGUUAGUGUAAAUGGAAAUGAAGGUUUCCAGUUUUAAGCGUUUCUGGUGCUGAUUCAACUGUGUAGGGGCCAAGAAUAUAAAGGAAUCUCUAUGUAUAUUAUAUGUACAUAUAAUUUGUUUAUAAAUGCUUUAUGUAACAUUGUUAUUUAAUUCAUGCUUGGGAAAUCUUUUAAUAUGCAUUUAUUAGAUCAGAUUGCUUAUCUGUUAGUUACUUUGAAAAUACUCCAAAAUAAAAAGUGUCUGGUAGGUGUGAUUAUUUAAUCACCAGUGUCCUGUAACCAUCAUAGAACAGUAUAGUUAUCUACAUUACAUACAUUCCAUGACAUUUCCUAUGUAUCAAUAUAAGAUAAACCACAUAUUGUUUUUUACUGUUACCUGUCAGUAAUCUAUAUCAGAUAUAGUUUACCUUUCCACUUUGUUUUAAGUAGUGUUUCAAAAGAAUUUUCCAGUUCUUUUCAUAUUUUAAGAUUUUAUACUUUGAUUUUAUGUGAAAUGUACUAAAUAUUAGUUCCUGUAUUAUAUCAUAUUUAUUCCCACCCAUAUUUGUCGUGUAAUUGAAAUACCAGGCAUUACUCAAACACCAUUAGAUCUCAGUCUAGAUGUGUUCUGUCUGGGUAUGACGGCAUUUGGGAUGAAUGCAGUGUUUAUUAUUGUUACAUGAUGUUGGAUGGUUAAAGAAAAGAAUUUAUGUCGAUCACACAAUUGAUAUUUUGAGCAUCAUUACAUAAAGUAUAUGUAUA